Molecule: messenger RNA, 1959 nt
Organism: Microplitis demolitor
Lineage: Eukaryota; Metazoa; Arthropoda; Insecta; Hymenoptera; Braconidae
Product: tigger transposable element-derived protein 4-like
Exons: 2
Coding region: 294-947 (217 amino acids)
Cellular component (GO): nucleus
Molecular function (GO): DNA binding
Source: RefSeq, a predicted model, not a curated record
UAGCGUCGAUAUUAUUUACUCAAGUUCGGUUCAAUAGUUAAAUACUGAGAAAAUGUAACCGUUUAGUGCGACUCUGGUUUGAGCGACAAACCGUUUAUAGCGACCAUUUUUUACGAUAAUUCGUCCGUUUAAAACGACGCGCCGUGUUUUGUUUCAAUUUAGGUAACAAAUGACCAAUACCUCGGCCCCCUCACUUUCCCCGCGCGCUUCACCGUUCAAUUCUCCUUAUUGGCGCGCGUAGAUCACAGUUAGUGUUUGUCACCUGUUAUGACAAGUUCAUAAAGCGCCAUAAAAUGAGUUCUGUGAAGAGAAAGUGUUUUACAAUUGAAGAAAAGAGUGCAAUAUUACACAGAUUAGAAGCUGGUGAAUCAAACGCGACCCUCGCAAAGGAAUUUGGCGUAUCUCAUUCUACAAUAUCAACAAUAAAGAAGAAUAAAUACAAGAUCGAGCCGCUAUUUAAUGCCAAUGUUUUGAAAUGUAAACGUGUAAGAACUUCUACUCAUGAGCAGUUGGAUAAGGCAUUGUUACAGUGGUUUAAGCUUCAGCGCGACCGGGGAAUACCUCUUAAUGGACCUCUGCUACAAGGCAAAGCAAAUUUUUUUGCUAGACAGUUAGACAUGCAAAAUUUCAUAUGUUUCAUGAGUUGGAUAAACCGUUUUAAAGUAAGACACAACAUCGUCAGUGGAAAGAUUGUUGGCGAGUCUUUGUCAGUACAACAGAGUGAUGUACACGAUUGGUUAGAAAAAGUUUGGCCUACUCUACGUGCUCAAUUUAGUGAUGAUGAAAUUUUUAAUGCAGAUGAGACCGGGUUGUUUUAUAAAUUAACCCCAGACAAGACAUUGAAAUUUAAAGGUGAAAAAUGUACAGAAGGAAAAUUAUCAAAGGAGCGAAUAACAGUGAUGGUGGCAGCCAACAUGAGUGGCACAGCUAAAAAAAACUUCUCGUAAUCGGGAAAUCUCAACGUCCCAGAUGUUUUAAGAAUGUACGGCAUUUGCCAGUGGAUUAUGAGAGCAAUCGAAAAGCCUGGAUGACUGGUGACAUUUUUAUCAAAUAGGCACGCGCAUGGGAUCGUGAACUUACGAAAAAGAAUAAGAAAAUCCUGCUGUUAGUUGACAACUGUCCUGCACAUCCCCAUAUUGCAGACUUGAAAAGCAUAACCCUAGUAUUUCUGCCUCCAAACACGACAUCAGUGUUGCAACCCAUGGAUCAAGGGAUCUUCGAGCUUUGAAAGCACAUUUUCGUAAAAACCUUGUUUUAGAAAUGAUCCAGUUUCUAGAUGGCGGAUGCAGUAGUGUUGAGUGCCCGAAGAUCACUGUUCUUGACGCUAUUCUAAUGAUUCAAGAUGCCUGGACUCAACUCAAGCAAGGAACAAUUUUUAACUGUUACAAACAUGCUGGUUUUGUCCGAAGCAAUGAAGAAUGUACCAUAACUUCAGAUGAUUUUAACGAAGAAGACGACGUACCGCUGAGCAUUUGGGCGAAGGCUAUUGAUAAGCAUCAGUUACCCAUAACAAACGAGGACUUUGAACAAUGAGCGCGUGUCGAUGAUGCUGUCGCCACUUGUGAAGAGCCGUCUGAUGGAAACAUUGUGGAUAAUAUCAUCGCCGACGACGCGAAUAGCAAAGAUAGCGACGGUGAUGAUGACGAACCAGAGUUUUAUCCAACCUUGAGUGUAUCUGAAGCUCUGAAGGCUGCGGAAACGCUUAAUGUAUUUGUUCAGACUAACUUUGAUGAUGACCAUAUGAAAACAAUGAUGUCACGAAUUCACAAUGCAGUCCGAAGUUCUUACUACCGAACAAAAGUCUGUCAAAAACAAACCCAAGUAACAGAUUUCCUACGUUAGUGACAGUAUUACAGUACAUUACGUACCUAUGUUUGUAAUUUGAGAUUUAAAAGAUGGAGUGGAUUUUAAGAGUAUUAAUUAUAGGAUACAUUAUUACAUUAUCAAGUAAUGUACAAG